AUGGCGGCUCGCGUCCCCGGCCUCGUCAAGCCCGCGGCCAACAGGCACACGGCUGGCAAAAUGGGGCUCUUCUCAAGGAAGCGGAACCUGAAGAAGGAUGACCAGGAGCUGCCGCUACCUCCGGGUAAUAGCGCGGCCGGCGCCAAGAUCUUCAAGGCGAAGUGCAACACCUGCCACACGUGCAAUGAGGGUGGCCCCAACAAGCAGGGCCCCAACCUGUUCGGCGUGAUCGGCCGCCAGUGCGGCCAGGUGCAAGGGUUCAAGUACACAGGGGCCAGCAAGAACUCGGGCAUCCAGUGGUCCAACCAGACCCUCGUCGCCUACCUGGAGAACCCGAAGAAGUACAUCAAGGGCACCAAUAUGGCCUUCCCCGGCUUCAAGAAGGACCAGGACCGUGUCGAUGUCGUCGCGUACCUCAACACCAUGAAGUAA
This is a messenger RNA of Emiliania huxleyi CCMP1516, 432 nucleotides long. RefSeq names its product putative cytochrome c. Gene Ontology annotation, cellular component: mitochondrial intermembrane space. The transcript is spliced from 3 exons. The record is from RefSeq and is a predicted model, not a curated record. Bases 1 to 432 code for a protein of 143 amino acids. Gene Ontology annotation, biological process: mitochondrial electron transport, cytochrome c to oxygen; mitochondrial electron transport, ubiquinol to cytochrome c. Lineage: Eukaryota; Haptophyta; Isochrysidales; Noelaerhabdaceae. Gene Ontology annotation, molecular function: heme binding; electron transfer activity.